Diversispora eburnea is the source of this 732-nucleotide messenger RNA. NCBI's taxonomy places the organism in Eukaryota, Fungi, Glomeromycota, Glomeromycetes, Diversisporales, Diversisporaceae. The record is from the annotation of a GenBank genome assembly.
AUGUGGAUCGUUGACGAGAAAAAGUGGGAUGAAGAUGUUAGAGAUCGUACUGUGUCAUUAGACUUAGCUGAAAAAUGGAAAGACUUUCAAAAGGGGCUUUUGAAUGAUGAAAUCAAAACACAAUCACUAAUGUUACUAAAAUGCUUAGAGAUAGGAAAAAAUACAAAAUUACAAGAGGAAUCGGAAGAUAAAUCAAAAAUAUUAGCAAAAAGAAAGGAAAGAGAAGAGGAACUAAAUAGAUGGCUAUAUUUGAAAAGAAAACCCUUACCUGCUCUACCUAAAAAACAAAAUACUUUACAAAAAUUAGGUUCAAGAAUUAAAACCAAAAUUCCAAAAACUUCAAUUGGUAGAAAACAAAAAACAUCAAGCCCAAUAAUUUACUGCUCGAAUAGAAAACAAAUGAUUGAAAGUGAUAAGGCUUGUGAAAAAGAGGGGGACAAAAAAGAACUCCCUAAUUUACCAAAUCCAAGGGAGAGGAAGCCCACGAGGAUUUUAUGGAGAAAUCAGAGGAGUGAAGUAAAAAGACAGAAGCAAGAGUUUUUAGAUAAGAUAAAAAGUUUAGAAGAAAAGAUUAGCUGUCAAGAAGAAGAAAAUAAGCAGUUGAAAGCAUCAACUCCGCAAGAAUUAAUUAAAGAAAUCAACGAGUUAAAAACCCAAUUAGAACGAUUACAGCAGCAAAAUAGUCAAUUGAUUGCUCAAGUUGAAGUUAAAGAGACUAAAAAACGACCUUGA